AUGUCGGCGGCCGACGGCGAGGCCUGGGACGGGAACCGGCCGCGCAGAGGGGGCAGCGGCGACGGGCCGGCGGCCCAGGCCGCCCACGGAGGGCUCCUCAACCGCUUCGUCAGGCUGCCCCCGGGCCCGGGAUGGGGCGGCCACAGAGUCCCGCCCGCCAGGAGCGGCCACCGCUGCGUAGCCGACAACGCCAACUUGUACGUGUUCGGAGGGUACAAUCCUGACUACGACGAGUCCGGAGGGCCGGAGAAUGAAGACUACCCACUCUUCAGGGAGCUCUGGCGAUACAACUUUGCCACAGGCACCUGGCAUCAAAUGGGCACAGAGGGCUACAUACCAAAAGAGCUGGCGUCCAUGUCCCUUGUGUUGCACGGGAACAACCUCUUGGUCUUCGGCGGCACCGGGAUCCCUUUCGGCAAGAGCAACGGCAACGACGUCCACGUGUGUAAUGUGAAAUACAAGCGCUGGGCCCUGUUCAACUGUCGAGGGAAGAAGCCGAAUCGUAUCUAUGGACAGGCGAUGGCCAUCAUCAACGGCUCAUUGUACGUGUUCGGAGGGACGACCGGCUACAUCUAUAGCACAGACCUGCACAAGCUGGACCUGAACACCCGAGAGUGGACCCAGCUGAAGCCAAACAACAUGCACUGCGAUAUGCCGGAGGAGAGAUACAGACAUGAAAUUGCACACGACGGGCAGAGGAUUUACAUCUUGGGAGGCGGCACUUCCUGGACAGCCUACUCCUUGGACAAGAUCCAUGCCUAUAACCUUGAAACAAACACCUGGGAGGAGAUCACAACGAAGCCUUAUAAGAAAAAAUAUUUCCCUGCUGCCCGGAGAUGCCACAGCUGUGUGCAGAUAAAAACUGAUGUCUUUGUGUGCGGAGGAUACAAUGGAGAAGUGAUUCUCGGAGACAUCUGGAAGCUGAACCUGCAAACCUUCCAGUGGGUGAAACUCCCGGCUGUUAUGCCCGAGCCAGUUUACUUCCACUGUGCUGCCGUGACUCCGGCCGGCUGCAUGUACGUCCACGGCGGCGUGGUGGACAUCCUCCAGAACAGACGGACUGGGUCUCUCUUCAAGAUGUGGCUGGUGGUUCCCAGCCUCCUGGAAUUGUCCUGGGAGAAGCUUCUCAGAUUCUUCCCUCACUUAGCGAACCUCUCCAAAUGGCAGCUUUUGCACCUAGGACUCACAGAGGGACUCAUCGAACGCUUGAAAUGAGA
This is a messenger RNA of Euleptes europaea (tarantolino), 1217 nucleotides long. RefSeq names its product kelch domain containing 10 (gene KLHDC10). The record is from RefSeq and is a predicted model, not a curated record. NCBI's taxonomy places the organism in Eukaryota, Metazoa, Chordata, Lepidosauria, Squamata, Sphaerodactylidae. The transcript is spliced from 9 exons. Gene Ontology annotation, biological process: positive regulation of stress-activated MAPK cascade. Gene Ontology annotation, molecular function: protein binding. Bases 1 to 1215 code for a protein of 404 amino acids.